GAAAACCAGAGCCUAGAGCGUAACUGCAUGUAAUCAUUCCUGACAAAAGAAUGCAACUUCUUCUGACCCUUGUUUUACACCUUGGGUGGCUCCGUUACUCGAAAGCUCGAGAUGAAUGCGACACGGGUGCCUGUCAUCCUUCCCCUGGUGAUCUCCUCGUGGGCCGCAUUUCCCAGCUCACAGUGUCUUCUACCUGCGGGUUGAACAGAGCCCAGAAGUACUGCAUCCUCAGCUACCUGGAGGGAGAACAAAAGUGCUUCAUCUGUGACUCCCGGUUUCCAUACAACCCACACACCCAGCCCAACAGCCCCGAUAUUGAGAAUAUAAUUACAAGUUUUGAACCAGACAGAGAAAAGAAAUGGUGGCAAUCUGAAAAUGGUGUUGACCACGUGAGCAUUAGGUUGGCCCUAGAGGCGCUAUUCCAGUUUAGCCACCUUAUACUGACCUUUAAGACUUUUCGGCCUGCUGCAAUGUUAGUGGAGCGAUCCACGGACUUCGGACACACCUGGAAAGCACUCAAAUAUUUCCCACAAGACUGUGCUGCCUCCUUUCCCAACGUCCCACCUGGCCAGGCCCAGGGAGUGGGAGACCUUGUUUGUGACUCCAGAUAUUCUGAUAUUGAGCCUUCAGCUGGGGGCGAGGUUGUUUUAACAGUGUUGGAUCCCAGCUUUGAAAUAGAAAACCCUUACAGCCCCUACAUGCAGGACCUUGUGACGCUAACAAACCUGAGGAUAAACUUUACCAAACUCCAUACCCUGGGGGAUACUUCAUUUGGAAGGGAGCAAAACGACUCCCUGGAUAAAUACUACUAUGCGCUGUACGAGAUGGUUGUUCGGGGGAGCUGUUUCUGCAAUGGCCACGCCAGCGAAUGUGGCCCCGUGCAGAAGGUGCAGGGAGACGUUUCCAACCCUGCCGGAAUGGUCCACGGCCGCUGUGUCUGUCAGCACAACACCGCCGGCCCCCACUGUGAGCGGUGCAAGGACUUCUUCCAGGACUCUCCGUGGGGGCCCGCCGUGGGCCAGGGGGACAGCGCCUGCCGACCCUGUGACUGCAACGGCCACUCGGAGCGCUGUCACUUCGACCCAGCUGCGUACCUGGCCGGCGGCGUGAGCGGCGUGUGCAAGGGCUGCGCUCACCACACGGAGGGUGCGCACUGCGAGCGCUGCCGGCCGCUCUUCUACUGGGACCAUCUCAGGGCCGCCUCUCACCCUCGCGCCUGCCUGCCUUGUGAGUGUGACCCUGAUGGGACCGGCCUUUGUGUGAGCCACUCUGAUCCUGCCUCGGGCACUGUGGCCGGCCAGUGCUUGUGUAAGGAGAACGUGCUAGGAGCCAAGUGCGACCAGUGCAAGGCCAACCACUACGGACUGAGCGUCUCAGACCCCCAGGGCUGCCAGCCCUGUGACUGUGACCCCUUCGGGAGCCUGGCACUCUCGGCUUGUGGCGCGGAUACAGGGCAGUGUUCAUGCAGGGCCUUUGUCACCGGACCACGCUGUGAAGAGUGUGCCGUUGGAUGCUGGGGGCUGGGGACUCAUCUCAGGAAUUGUUCUCCCUGCGACUGUGAACCUGGAGGGGCUUCUGCUAACACGUGCCCACCCAACGAUGGUCAGUGUGAAUGCCGCCCCCACAUUGUUGGCCGAAGCUGCACCGAACCUGCCCCCGGCUACUUCUUCCCUCUCUUGAAUUUCUACCUCUGUGAGGCAGGGGAAGCCACACCGCUCCAGGGACUGGCGCCUUUGUUUCGUAUCUCUCUUGGCCAGGUGCCGCGGGUUCACAUUGUUUUCCGAGACCCUGUUCCUGGGAAGCCAGUUUCAUGGACCGGAUCUGGAUUUGCCAAGGUUCUCCCUGGGGCCGGCUUGAGAUUUGCUGUCGACAACAUUCCUUUUCCCACGGAUUUCACCGUCUCCGUCCGCUACGAAACUCAGUCUGCAGCUGACUGGGCUGUCCGGGUGGUGGUCACGCCCCCAGGAGGGAGCUGCUCCUGCGCACACAAGACUCCAUGGCCCAAGCCUCUAACCUUUGCCUUACCAGCAGGUGCCAGAGUCGCGCUGCUUCCCACACCUGUCUGCUUAGAGCCAGGCAUGCGGUAUUCCAUCGAUGUCUAUUUUUCUCAGUCUCUGGAAGGAAAGUUCCACACUCACUCCCAUAUCCUGGUGGAUUCUCUCGGCCUUAUUCCCCAAAGCGGUUCCUUAGAGGCGUCCUGCAGCCAGCAGGCCAUGGCGGAGGAUCAACUGAGCAGCUGUGUUGAAGCCGCCGCGGAAGUGGGGCCUCGGGCGCUCCCCGCGGCGUGUGAUCGGCUGGUCACCAGCAUCUCGGCCAAGCUGCACGAUGGCGCGCUGGCCUGCAAGUGCCACCCCCAGGGUGCGGUUGGGUCCCACUGCAGCCCCCUGGGAGGCCAGUGCCAAUGCAAACUCCACGUGGCUGGGCGCUGCUGUGACAGGUGCUCUGUGGGGAGCUAUGGUUUGGGACAUCACGGCUAUCACCCAUGCAACUGCCAUCCUCAAGGCUCAGAGAACAUGGUGUGUGACCAAAUAACCGGUCAGUGCCCCUGCCAGGGAGAGGUGGCCGGCUGCCACUGCGAUCAGUGUCUGGCAGGCUACUUUGGAUUUCCCAGCUGUCACCCUUGCCCUUGUAAUGGGUUUGCUGAACUUUGCGAUCCAGAGACAAGGUCGUGCUUCGAAUGCAGGGGCUUUACAACCGGAAGAAACUGUGAAAGGUGUGUCGAUGGUUACUAUGGAAACCCUUCUUUAGGACAGUCCUGUCGUCCUUGCCAGUGUCCAGAUGUUCCCUCGAGCAAUCAGUACUUUGCCCAUUCGUGUCAUCAGAAUCCCGGGAGCUCAGAUAUAACCUGCAGCUGUCUGCUGGGUUAUACAGGUACUCAGUGUGGGGAAUGCGCCCCUGGUUUCUAUGGUAAUCCACAAGUUCCUGGGGCCCCUUGCCAGCCGUGUGUCUGCAACAACAACAUAGACGUAACUGACCCAGAGUCCGGCAGCCGGGUGACAGGCCACUGCCUUCAAUGUCUGCACAAUACCCAGGGCCCAAACGGCCAGCUCUGCAAACCAGGUCACUUCGGCUCCGCCCUCAAUCAGACCUGCAAAACAGAAGAAGCAACUCUCAGAUUCUAUAUUAUGAAGUCACUCCUGUCCCCAUUUGCUUUCUGGACCCUGUGGAAGGAAGUCACCAUGCGCAACCCGCACUUCAGGGCUGGGAGCAGGCAGUGUACUCGGGAGCCCCAAGCCCGUCACGCUGUCCUGACACUCGGUGGUACCAGGGUGGUGGCUGGCCUGGCCGUGGGAAUCCUCCUGCGCCUCUGCACAGCUCUUGCAGGCCAGUGUCUGUGCAAAAUAGGCUACGGUUGCUGUGGUGAGUGCAGGGAGAAUUAUCACGGGGAUAACUGUUACCCGUGCAACUGCAGCAGGGAGGGAACCCAGAAGCCCUUCUGUGACCCCGUCACAGGCGCGUGCCACUGCCGGGAGGGAGUCAGCGGCCAGCGGUGUGACCGCUGUACGGGCCGCGGCUGGGAAUUCCCUACUUGCCUUCGAUGUCACGUGUGCUUCGAUCGGUGCAACCUCGUCACUUCUUCCCUCUCCGAAGCAGCGCAAGGGUUGAUCAGACUGGCAGCUAGUGUGGAAGUCGGCUGUGAGGCUGGUUCCAAAGGCCUCGAAGAGAGCAUGGCUGACAUAACGAGGAUUUUGGAACAUCCUGUUUUCUCAUCGGGAGAACUCCUAGAAGUCAAGGAUUACCAUAACUCUGCGAGGAAACAGAUCAUGCAGCUAAGUGAACAACUGAAAAUAGUGCAUGAAUUUCAAGAUCUGGCAGAAACCACAGUAAGACUGAGGAAUGAAACGGAUCUCUUUCUUGAAUACCUUCAGCAGGAGAUACAUUUGCAAUCCAGUGCCCUGAAUGCAAGCUUCGUGGAUCGUUCAGAAAACAUUAGGAAGUAUUAUCACAUAUCAUCAUCUGCUGAAAAGAAAACUAACGAAACUACCUCCAUCAUAAGCAACUCUAACAAUACCAGGAUUGACUUGCUCACCAUUAUGCAUACAUUGACUUUAAAAGAAAACUUGUUGGAGAAAUUAAAGCGGAUUAAAAUAACAGAUAUCCAAAUUUUGAAUGAAAAGGUGUGCGGAGGACCAGGAAACUUGCCGUGCAGCCUCUCGCCCUGUGGGGGCGCUCUCUGCACGGGCCCCGGCGGGCGCAAGCGUUGUGGCGGGUUUAGCUGUCAAGGCGCCCGGACCCUCGCGAGCGACGCGCUCCGAAAGGCCCAGGAGGCGGAGUCUGUGAGUCAGAACCUGCACAACCAGGCUCAAGGGCUGAAGAACGGGAUAAAAAAUAUAAGUAAACUGACAGAAGUCUCCAAAAACAAUGCCAUACAGCUAAGUGAGAAACUGGAAAAUAUGAAAAACCAAAGUGAAUCCGAAGAAGAAAAAAUGAAUCUUUUCAUCAGAAAAGCCAAAAACUUUUUGUUAGAGGAGAAAGUGCCUCCGGAGGACAUUCAGAAGGUUGCAAAUGCAAAUCGUGUUCUUGACAUCCACCUACCAAUUAUAUCACACAAUCUGACCCAGGAACUUGAGUAAAUACAGAAACUUAUGCAACUGUAUGAGAACCACAGGGCAGAGAAGAAUGGGCUGAAUAAAGCAACAGUUGGAGCCCAGAAGCUUUUGGAGAAGGUGAAAGUGGCUGAGAAAGCAGCAGAUGUUCUCUUAAACCACCGUGACAAAGCACUGGACAAGUUGCAGCAAGCACAAAUCACUCAAGGAUGGGCCAGCUCUGCUGUCACACGGCUGAAGGCUGAGAUAACACGAAUGAAAAAGAAUGCACUGCAGGCUGAAAACCAAGCCAAGGGAGUGAAGAAUAAGCUGGACUUAGCAAAGCACCACCCAGAGCUGGAGAGGGGACUCGCCCUGCUGCAGACCAAAUGGCAAAGGAGCCGAGCCCAGGCGGGCAGGGCCAUGGAGCAGGCAGAGUCAGACCAUCACCAAGCUGAGGGUACCAGGAAGGAGCUGGUUGAGCUGAGAAAACAGUAUGCUUUGCUUCAACAUGAGAUCAGUGCUGCAGGACUCGUGAAGGAAACAUUAGAAAGAGUGAAACAGCUAAAAGAUGCUGCAGAAAAACUGGCAGGAGAGACAGAGGACAAGGUGAAAAGAAUAGCAGAUUUAGAAAAGAAGAUACAAGAUUUGAAAAUAAAUAGAUGAGAAAAAGCUAAUCGACUGAAACAAUUAGAAGACCAAGCCAUUGCCAUUAAAAAUGCAAUUGUUGAGCAUGAAAAUAAAUAUACCACCUGCUACAGUUAGGCAGGGCUACACGCAAAGGCCAAGCCCAUGUGUCCAACACAAACCGUCCAGCUGUGCUGAGCUUGUGAAAUCCAAAGGUGGCUUCUCCUCCCUCUUCUCCCACCAUCCUGUCUUCAUUGCAGCCCUUCCCAGUGUGGCGGGAGGAAGGGACCGGGGAGAGAAAGGCCACUGACAGCGCCUCUCCAUCACAGAAAGAGGGAAGGAAAGAGACAUCUCAGUUUCAAAAACCUUCCCUCUUGACUCUUUUCUCUUUCAAAACUUAAAAAUUACUGGUGUAUGCCAGAGAUUCAGCUCAGUGGUUCC
Fukomys damarensis (Damara mole-rat) is the source of this 5594-nucleotide messenger RNA. RefSeq names its product laminin subunit beta 4 (gene Lamb4). The record is from RefSeq and is a predicted model, not a curated record. Gene Ontology annotation, biological process: cell migration; substrate adhesion-dependent cell spreading; basement membrane assembly. Gene Ontology annotation, cellular component: laminin trimer. NCBI's taxonomy places the organism in Eukaryota, Metazoa, Chordata, Mammalia, Rodentia, Bathyergidae.